GCAACAAUAUCAGCAUGCUCUCCUAGUAAACAAUAGUCCUGGGAUAGCCCGAUCCCUUAUAAUAAAAUAGGGCAUCGUAUCUUGCAAUUCACUCCGUUCUUUUCUAACAUCAUCACACAUGCAUUCACCCCCUGUAACUUCAUCACGUCUAUCUGCACCAAGACCCUUCCCUCCUCCAUCUCUCACUGAUGUCCCUCAUGAAUAUAUCGUCGACCAGCUCAGGACUCUCGCGUCUCACUACUGGGAUAGACCGCAGACCGCAGACUGUACAAUCAUCGUACCUGUCCCGCAUCAUCGACCAUGUCCAGCAUAUGAUUCCCCGCUCACUUCGUCAAACUCUUCCCCAGAGCCUUUACCGAGGGUUCAGGUAGACACUGGAAGAGAACCUACUAUUCACGCCGUGCCUCGAAUGAAACUAAGAUUGCAUAUGGACUACCUCUCUUCGCACUCGACGUUACUACGAGGUCUCUUCAGCGGUGCAUCACCCAAUGAUCUCAUUCACGCUGGCACCACGCAACCCCGACAUCCUCCGCUGCAUGUCCCGGAAAGCCGUCUUCCUUCUCUUCUUCCUUCUCCGCCGUCCCAUCCUGUUCUAUUUCUUCCCGUUCCUGAUCCAUCCUCGAUACAUCUUAUCUUUCACUGGAUGUACUUUGGGCAGACAGCACUUAUGGAAGACUGUCUAAAUCGGGGUGUCGUGCACUGGGAGGGGAUCGCGCGUAACGUGGAGUACUUGGGGCUUCCCACAGACAUCAAAGUGUUCCUGGGGCGGUGGUACAGGAAUUGGCUUCUUCCGGCACAUAGCCGAGGCGGCUGUCCAACUUAUUCGCCCACAGAUGAUGACGAUUCUGACAUUGAGCUGGAACUCGAUGAUGAUGAUGAUGACGACGACGAGGACGAGACAGAUGACGAAGACUACUCAAUGGUGAUGUCAUACAGGGAGGAUGUAGAUGCUAUGGCAGAGUUUGAACGAGGGCGGACACGAACGAUUCGGCCCUUGACGCGGCUAUGCGGGAAGUUACAGAUGUGUGGAGUAUGACAAGAAUAUUUACGAAUAGUUCAUUGUAUUUCAUAAUGGUUUGUCAUUCAUCAUGGGCGAUGUUUGUUUGGUCUAUCUUUAUUCAUUCUUGUGAUACCCCCAUUUUCCGGACUAAGUUCAAUUGUGGCGCCCCGCACAACGCGUGUU
Messenger RNA from Suillus fuscotomentosus, 1183 nucleotides. RefSeq lists its product as uncharacterized. The transcript is spliced from 3 exons. The record is from RefSeq and is a predicted model, not a curated record. Bases 119 to 1036 code for a protein of 305 amino acids. NCBI's taxonomy places the organism in Eukaryota, Fungi, Basidiomycota, Agaricomycetes, Boletales, Suillaceae.